This is a messenger RNA of Ambispora leptoticha, 1038 nucleotides long. The record is from the annotation of a GenBank genome assembly. NCBI's taxonomy places the organism in Eukaryota, Fungi, Glomeromycota, Glomeromycetes, Archaeosporales, Ambisporaceae.
AUGUAUGCUCUAAUACCUCGAACUUUGCUUUCCUCUAAUCCUCACUUUGCAGAUUUCUACCAUCAAUUAACGACGCAGCACAUUGCUUCUGAUGGAACGACAAAGUCAUUAGCUGAAGAAGCUAAAAAGGCACGCAAAUGCACUCAAGAGGUUUAUUUUAAAGACAAAAUUGAGUAUUUAGAGAAUUUAGCCUUAUACAAUGAACUACAAAUUUUGGCAAUGCAAGGAGAAGAGAAAGCAGAAAAUACAGGACUAACUCAUAACAAGAAGACAUUACUAGCUUUAGAUCAAGUUCUUUCGUAUUCUGAGAUUAAACAACAUUGGACUUUGAGCUCUGCAUUUCAAGAUUCCGAUAUAACUUUACUUGGUUUGCAAGAGGAAGAUUUAUGUAUGCCAAUUGAAGAUUAUUUGCGUGAUUUCAGCAUUCUCAUGCAGAUAUCUAAAGAAGAAAUAUUAUCUACGGUUGAAAAUCAAUUAAUCAAGAAAUGCGAGGAAAUAGCUAAAUUUUACUAUAAAGAAGAGUCGAAUAAGAAGCUUUUAUUUGCGAAAGCGAUACAACUAAAUAAAGUUGUAAGUUCUCGGACCGAAAAUCUACGCUCUGUGAAUUUAGACGCGUUAAAUGAUAAAAAUCGCUUAGCCGAGCUUCUCGCAGAUUAUCUGAAGGUAAUUAGUGAGAUUUUGAUAGAUCUCUGGACCAUGUUAGAAGAGUUCAAGUAUCGUAAUGAGUUUGAGAAAAACACUAUUUUCGAUGAUUAUUUUUCGAGUAUUGUAAAGAGUAUUCUUUUGAAAUUAAGGGUUCUUAGGAUAAAUGCUUUGAUGACCAUCUAUGAUCAAGACACAAAUGAGGCACUUAAAUCUAUUCGUGAUCAUUUACGUAUUGAGGAGAAGGAGAAAAGUAAGUUAUUGCGGGAAUUAAACACGAAACUCGCAGAUUAUCAGAGCAUUGGUGGAGAAUUUGAAAAAGUGGUACAAGAAUAUGCUGAAGUAAUCAAAGAAAUUGAAGUGACCGAAGAUGAUAUUCGCAGAAUAACCGAGUAG